Paramisgurnus dabryanus is the source of this 822-nucleotide messenger RNA. The record is from RefSeq and is a predicted model, not a curated record. NCBI's taxonomy places the organism in Eukaryota, Metazoa, Chordata, Actinopteri, Cypriniformes, Cobitidae.
AUGGUGGACGUGUGUAGGAUAUUGAAGGAGUCUGCUCUCCGCUUCAUCUCCUUCUAUGAUGGGGUCAUGAUGGUGAUAGUCCUGCUCAACUCCGCAGUAGAUGUGGCCUUGACAUUUCCCAGUGUUUCGAUCACAGCAGGCUGGCAUCUUAUGGUGUUGGAAAUGGUUUUCCUGGCUUUCUAUAUUGUGGAAUGUCUGUUUAAAAUCAUAACUUUGCGUUGCAAAUUUUUCCUGUCUGUGUUGAAUAUUCUAGACCUCUUGAUUACUCUGGUCGGUGUGGUGGACCUGCUCGUUGAUGUCAUCGACCCCAGAACAACGGAGAGCAGUCACUUUGCCUCCUUUUUCAGAAUCCUUAAAAUGGUAAAAGGUCUUCGAGCUGUGAAGGUCUUCAGGAUCUUGCGGGUUUUGGGUUACUCUAAGGAUGCACAGCGCACAUGGAGAGUACUUCAACGCUCCACGAAAUCAAUCAUGGUGAUCUUGUCUCUCAUGCUAGGCAACUUCCUAAUGUUCUCAGUAAUCUUCCGGGAAACCUUCAGUGAUUCUGACCCACAGAGAUUUGGUUCGCUGGUCAAAACCAUGGCCUCUCUGAUGCAGGUUAUGUCACUGGAUGACUGGCUUAGCGUCUAUUACACCAGUCGAGACAACGGUGCAGGAUAUAUCAUCAUCUUUCUAGUUCUCUUCAUCUUGAUUCAAUGUUACAUCCUUUUGAGUCUGGCCGGAGCUGUGCUGCUGGAUAAUUUUACUCAGGCUGAUAAGGAACCAAGGGCUGAAGAGACCACAGAGGUAUCCGUUACUCAAAGCAACAUUUUACUCAAAUCCUGA